This is a messenger RNA of Camelus dromedarius (Arabian camel), 2937 nucleotides long. It is a transcript of the gene HABP2, whose product is annotated as hyaluronan binding protein 2. NCBI's taxonomy places the organism in Eukaryota, Metazoa, Chordata, Mammalia, Artiodactyla, Camelidae. The transcript has 13 exons. Gene Ontology annotation, biological process: proteolysis. The record is from RefSeq and is a predicted model, not a curated record. Gene Ontology annotation, molecular function: serine-type endopeptidase activity. The coding region runs from base 83 to 1759 and encodes 558 amino acids.
GACUGACAUUUUGCCCCCCUAAAGGCAUAGACAACAAAAGAAAUUUUAUUUAGAGCAAAACAAGAGUUCUUAAACUACAAAGAUGUUUGCCAGAAUGUCUGAUCUCCAUGUUCUGCUGUUAGUGGUUCUGGCGGGAAAGACAGCCUUCGGGUUCUCCCUGAUGUCUUUGCUCACAGACCCGGACCCAGAUUGGACCCCCGACUACUACGAGUACAGCCAGGAGAAUUACAACCAGGAGGAGAACAGCAGCAGCCCCCUGGCCUAUCCUGAGACCCCCGACUGGUACUAUGGCGAGGACGAUCCAUGCCAGUCCAACCCCUGUGAACAUGGUGGGGACUGCCUCAUCAGCGGGGACACCUUUCAGUGCAGCUGUCCGGCCCCUUUCUCUGGAAACAGGUGUCAGAAUGUGAAAAACAAAUGCAAGAACAACCCAUGUGGCCGGGGAGAAUGUCUCAUUACUCAGAGCCCUCCUUACUACCGCUGUGCCUGCAAACACCCUUACAGGGGUCCAGACUGCUCCACAGUGGUUCCCGCGUGCAGGCCAAAUCCCUGCCAGAAUGGCGGCACCUGCUCCCGGCAUCGGCGGAGAUCCAAGUUCACCUGUAGCUGUCCCUAUCAGUUCAAGGGGAGGCUCUGUGAAAUAGGUUCUGACGACUGCUAUGUUGGUGAUGGCUACUCCUACCGAGGGAAAGUGAGUAGGACAGUCAACCAGCACUCAUGCCUUUACUGGAACUCCCACCUCCUCUUGCAGGAGAAUUACAACGUAUUUAUGGAGGAUGCUGAGGCCCAUGGGAUUGGGGAGCACAACUUCUGCAGAAAUCCAGAUGGAGACAAAAAGCCCUGGUGUUUCAUUAAAGUGAACAAGGCAAAGGUGAAAUGGGAGUACUGUGAUGUCUCCACCUGCUCAGACCUGGACACUGCCAACCCAGAGGGAAGCCCCACAGAGCCCCUGACCAAGCUUCCCGAGUUUGAGUCAUGCGGGAGGACUGAGAUAGCAGAGAGGAAGUUCAAGAGGAUCUAUGGAGGUUUUAAGAGCACAGCAGGCAAACACCCGUGGCAGGCGUCCCUGCAGACCUCGUUGCGACUGACCAUCUCCAUGCCCCAGGGCCACUUCUGUGGGGGGGCGCUGAUCCACCCCUGCUGGGUGCUGACUGCCGCCCACUGCACUGACUUAAAAGCCAAGUAUCUAAAAGUGGUGUUAGGGGACCAGGACCUGGAGAAGACAGAAUUCCAUGAGCAGAGCUUCGGGGUGGAGAAGAUAUUCAAGUACAGCCACUACAGUGAGAGAGACGAGAUCCCCCACAACGACAUUGCUUUGCUCAAGCUAAAGCCAGUGGAUGGUCACUGCGCUCUGGAAUCCAAAUAUGUGAAAACCGUGUGUUUGCCUGAUAGUCCCUUUCCCUCUGGGACUGAAUGCCACAUCUCUGGCUGGGGUGUUACAGAAACAGGAGAAGGGUCCCGCCAGCUCCUGGAUGCCAAAGUCAAGCUGAUCAGCAACACUGUCUGCAACUCCCGCCAACUGUAUGACCACAUGAUCGAUGACAGCAUGAUUUGUGCAGGAAACCUUCAGAAGCCUGGGCGAGACUCCUGCCAGGGUGACUCUGGGGGCCCUCUGACCUGUGAGAAGGGUGGCACCUACUAUGUCUACGGGAUAGUGAGCUGGGGCCUGGAGUGUGGGAAGAAGCCAGGCAUCUACACCCAGGUGACCAAAUUCCUGAAUUGGAUCAAAGCCACCAUGGAAAAGGAGGCUGGCGUCUAAGGUGUCUUCCGAAGCCCAGAGCCCAUCCUCCUUGGCACCCAGACAAGGCAAGGCCUCGUGGGCAGCAGUGGACACCCCUUGGGGCCUCCAAGGGUCUAUGGUCUAAGCAGAGACCACUGCUGCCCAGCCUGGACCAGCAUGUUCACCAUUUCCUCAGGCUCCCUCCUGGGGAAACCCAGAAAUGAGAGAAUCAACCUGAGAUACAUGCUGUUUGCUUCCCUUCCAACAACUGUACCUUCUAGAAAAUCAGUGUUCACAGACUGCCUUCCCCUGGGACACUUGCAAAUGCACGCUUUCAGAUGCCUCAGUGUCGGUGGCUGUCACCUUUACCACUUUAUUCCUCAUUCCAGACACUCAAGGCGUGCCACAGAGCCAGCACCCACUUCCAGUAUUCGACAGAGGACCAAAGUACAACAUUCUCCACUCACUUUCAGGGAAUUGUUAUUUUAAUAAAGGAGGAUCAGGGGAAGGGCCGGUGUGCUGCUUUCACAGUUGGCCCCAACUGAAGCCAAGUCUCUGGCGUGCAAAUUUCCUCUCCAGCUUCUGCCCCAAGAAUCCCGGGCAGAUGCUGCCCACUCACAACGGCAGGGCCCUCCUUCUUUUGACGUGCAGAAUCUCAGUGGCAUCUGGGUUCACAUCCCCUCUCUGAUUAUCUCCAGUCUCCACAGCCUCCGGCUCCCACUGCAGAAAUCACACACAACCUCCCUGAGUGGGGAUGAAGCACCCGCCCCGCUCCUGCAGGACGAGCUGUCUAACACGCUCGCCCUCCCCUUCCUUUUCCCCUCCUCCACCCUCCCCAAGAAAAAGGAUCCUCGAGGCAAGGAGGAGAAAGAAGCAAAGCCAAUCUCUCAUUUAGACGUGGCGUCUUUCUUCUGAACAAAGGAGGGUUCAAAACCCAGACUGUUGUAGCCAGCAAGUCCCUGACCCUUCCCGCGAAUGUAACGAGCAAGCAGUCGGCGCAGCCUGGGCUGACUCGGCCCGGACUGAUGCAGCCCUGGCACGUCUGUCUCCGAAGAACUAAUGGCUGUGACUUCAGAGAAAACCCUGCGGGAAGUUUAACCCGGGUGUCAUCUGCCUGGUCAGCUCAGACCCAUGAAAUUAGGCGCCUUGCCUGAGCUGCAUUUCACACUUCUUUAGAGCCAGCUGACCUUCGGCCAAAAAUAAAGUUUGAAAAGAAA